AUGACGACCUUUACCAAGUUGGAUGACCAGGAUACCCCGGUUAUUUCCGUUCACCCUACCCGUCGCAUCUCUAAAAUCAAUCCUAACAUCUAUUCUGGCUUCACAGAGCACAUGGGCCGAUGCAUCUAUGGCGGCAUCUAUGAUCCUGGAAACCCAUUGUCGGAUGAUAAUGGCUUCCGUAAGGAUGUCCUCGAAGCAUUGAAGGAUCUCAACAUCCCUGUUGUUCGGUAUCCCGGUGGCAACUUCUGCGCUACGUAUCACUGGCUUGACGGUGUCGGUCCUAAGAACCAACGCCCAUCACGCCCCGAACUUGCAUGGCUGGGAACUGAGACCAAUCAGUUCGGAACGGACGAGUUCAUGAAAUGGUGCGAGACCAUUGGCACUGAGCCAUAUCUGUGCUUCAAUUUUGGCACUGGAACUCUCGACGAAGCACUGGCCUGGGUUGAGUACUGCAAUGGCACAGGAAACACAUACUACGCAAACCUCCGUCGGAAGAAUGGUCGUGAAGAACCAUACAAUGUCAAAUACUGGGCCCUCGGCAACGAAACAUGGGGUCCAUGGCAGGUAGAGCAAAUGACAAAAGAAGCAUACGCUCACAAGGCACUCCAAUGGGCCAAAGCUCUCAAACUCCUCGACCCCAGCCUCGUUCUUAUUCUCUGCGGCCAAGACGGCACCGCAACCUGGGACUACUACACCCUCAAGCACUGUCUGCUCCCCGCCCACUCGGCCCUCUCAACCAGCUCCGUCCCGCUCAUCGACAUGCACAGCAUCCACCUCUACACCUGCUCCAACUCACACCUCCCCAACGCCACAGCCCCGCUAGCCGCCGAGCGCGCCAUCGAAAUUACCUCAGGCCUCAUCGACCUCGCGCGCAUCGAAAAUGGCGUCCCGCCUGACCAACUCCGUCCCACUAUCUGCUUCGACGAGUGGAACGUCUGGGACCCCAUCCGCGCAGAAGGAAGCAAGGGCGCUGAAGAGAGCUAUACCCUCUCAGAUGCCCUCGCUGUCGCGGUGUGGCUGAAUGUGUUUGUGCGGAAGAGUCGCGAUCUCGGCAUGGCUUGUAUUGCGCAGAGUGUGAAUGUUAUUUCGCCGCUUAUGACGACGCCCGAGGGGAUUGUCAAGCAGACAACUUGGUGGCCGCUUUAUCUUUUUUCGAAGUUUAUGCGCGGCUGGACGGUUGCUGCGCAUGUCUCGUGUGGUGUUUAUGAGGGGGAGACGGCGCCGAAGUGGUUGAGGGGGGGCUGUGCAGACGCCUUGGAUGGGUUUGCGAAUUUGGUCGUUGUGAAUAUUCAUGAAGAGAAGAGCUUUGAGAGUGAGAUUGAGGGGGUACAGGGGAAUGUUGCGGUUUACACCGUUACUGGGGAUGGGGUUGCGGCUACGAAUAUGAAGGGGAGCGAGGAGGUUACUGUGAAGGAGUCCAGCUGGGAUGGAGAGGGCUCUUAUGUUUUCCCGAAGCUCUCUAUUACUUUGCUUAGAUGGAAGGCUGAGUGA
Molecule: messenger RNA, 1491 nt
Organism: Penicillium argentinense
Lineage: Eukaryota; Fungi; Ascomycota; Eurotiomycetes; Eurotiales; Aspergillaceae
Product: alpha-N-arabinofuranosidase
Exons: 7
Coding region: 1-1491 (496 amino acids)
Biological process (GO): polysaccharide catabolic process; L-arabinose metabolic process
Molecular function (GO): alpha-L-arabinofuranosidase activity
Source: RefSeq, a predicted model, not a curated record